ACCUGCACCGCUGGACACUCCCACCCAUUAGUCUUACGAAUCAGAGCCUGGGCAUGGAAGUCGUCGAGCCGGCAGGAUUGUGCGCUACACCUGCUGCGAUGCAACAGAACAAUCUUUCAGCUCUCCCAGCUCUCUUGCAUCCGUCGCUGCAUCUGCAGGCUUCAAUCAAGCAUCCUCAUCCGCGCACGGUCACACUUGUUCGCGCGGCCCACACGUAUGGAAGACCGACAAUGUGAAAGUCUUGCACGCAUACGAGCCCUUCAGGAGCAUUGCGGCGAUCAGAGCCGAGAUGACGGAGACGGAUUCCCAACAUACUUGGAGCAGAACUCAGGAUGUUGUCGCGUUAGAUGCAGAAUUGAUCUUCACGACCGCGGGCAUGUCAAUCGUCAGGAUCACGCUGGUGGACGAAAGCGGAGAGGUCCUCGUGGAUCAGCUGAUCAAACCUUCAGCGCCAGCAAUCGACUACAAUACGCGCUUCUCUGGUGUCAGCGCUGCUGACUUUGAAGCCGACGCGGCCACCGAAAUUUUCCCGAGCUUGGGAGCUGCGCAAAUGGCAGUGGCCGAAUUCGUGGGUCCCAAGACGGUCCUUAUCGGUCAUGGAUUGGAGAACGACCUGAGAGCGAUGCGUCUGGUUCACGAUCGCGUCGCGGACACGGCUCUGCUGUUUCCUCAUUCGAAAGGUCUGCCAAUGAGACUCAGCCUCAGGGAGCUCGCCAAGCGUCACCUUGGUAUUCUGAUCCAGAUUGCGGGUGCCGCUGGACACAGCUCGUUAGAGGAUGCGCGCGUCGCGCAAGAGAUUGUUCGAUGGAAGCUCGUGGAAGAUCCUCAUUCUUCGCCAUUUCGCGAAAGGAAGCCCAGCGCAGCUGGCUCUACGACGUCCCCAAUCCACCCUGGGCCCGAGUCGCCCGCCCUUGCUAUACAUAGCCCAUCGACGCCUCUCACGGGUGACUUUGGUCAGUACCUGCGCCCACCGCCGAGCCCUUCGCUCAGUGGUCCUGAUGGUGGUGCAGGACCUUCAGAUUCUCACAAUCAAGGACAAGCGAGCGGUCAAACAUUGCCUCUCGCUCGCACUCGCCCUGCACCUCCGCCUCCAAGAGUCAAUCCCAGAGCCGCAGCCUCGCUUUUUGUACCCAAGAAAAGGCCUCCACCUUCUUGAGAGUGUGUCGCAAAGGUACGACGUACUCGCCGCUCGCUUUGUUCUGAACCGCUCGAGGCGCCGUCAGCUGCUUGAUUCAAGACAGUCAAAAGUGUAUAAUCCUCCCUAGGCUCCCCUUGGUUGUCAUUACGACACGUUGUGUCACGUCACGUCAUGUGUUCUAUCACCUUCUUGUAUCACCAUACUUAGCGGCAUCUACGAUUCGUCGUGCGCCGUCUCUCGACGAUGUUCUAAUGUGGAUGUGAAUGCGACGCUGGCUUGAUCCAGCCCACGCACUCGAUUCCGUGCACUCACGAUCGAUUGUGCAGAAGCAGCUUCUCA
Ceraceosorus guamensis is the source of this 1477-nucleotide messenger RNA. RefSeq names its product ribonuclease H-like protein. Lineage: Eukaryota; Fungi; Basidiomycota; Exobasidiomycetes; Ceraceosorales; Ceraceosoraceae. The record is from RefSeq and is a predicted model, not a curated record. Gene Ontology annotation, cellular component: nucleus. The transcript has 2 exons. Gene Ontology annotation, molecular function: nucleic acid binding; exonuclease activity. Bases 290 to 1156 code for a protein of 288 amino acids.